This is a messenger RNA of Closterium sp. Naga37s-1, 732 nucleotides long. Lineage: Eukaryota; Viridiplantae; Streptophyta; Zygnematophyceae; Desmidiales; Closteriaceae. The record is from the annotation of a GenBank genome assembly.
AUGCAUUGCGCCAGAAGGGCCGACCCGAAGGGCAGAAAAACUUCGGUGGCCGAAAAACUCUUGGGCAAGCAAGUAGCUAGGGGGAAGAGGCCCAAAAACUUCGAAGAAGGUGCUAAGGAUACGGAGGAGGAGGAUGAGGGGGAUGAGGAGGAGGAGGAGGAGGAGGAGGAGGAGGAGGAGGAGGAGGAGGAGGAGGAGGAGGAGGAGGAGGAGGAGGACGAGGACGAGGAUGAUGAGGAGGAUGAGGAGGAUGCGGAGGAGGAGGAUGCGGAGGAGGAGGAUGCGGAGGUGGGGGAGGAGGAAAAAGAUGAGAAGGAUGAUGAGGAGGACGAAGAGGAGGAGGCGGAGGAGGAGGAGGAGGAGGAGGAGGAGGAGGAGGAGGAGGAGGAGGAGGAGGAGGAGGAGGAGGAGGACGAUGACGACGACAACGACGAGGACGAGGAGAGUGACGACGAGGAUGAGGAGGAGGAGAGGGAGGACGAGGAGGGGGACGACGAGGAUGAAGAGGAGGAGGAGGAUGGCGAGGGGGAGGAGGAGGAGGAUGGGGAUGAGGAGGAGGAGGAGGAGGAGGAGGAGGAGGAGGAGGAGGAGGAUAUGGAGGAGGAGGAUGUGGAGGAGGAGGAGGGGGAAGGGGCAGAAGAGGAAGAGGAGGAGUAUGUGGCGGCAGUGAAGCGUCUCCAGUGCCGCCACUUCCCCCUGUCCCGCCUGCUCCUCACGCUGCUGCUCCUGUAG